ACCGCGCAUGCGCAGCUCGGCACCGUGUUUGAUAUCGUCACAGCCACAACAACAGCCGUGGAGAGCUCCGUGAGUGUCCCCCUGCCCGGGCCCGGAACCGGAGCUUGACACAUACACGGUCCGGGCCACAGACCCAGAGGACCCGCAGGUGAGGAGCCAAACCCGCAGAACCCGCACAGACCUCCGGUAACCAUCAGCCAGUCCCACCGCUGCCCACUGUMCAACCGGACCGAACCCUACCCUGUUGUCGGCGGGUAGCCAGAUGCUAACAGGCUAAUAGCACCAUGCCCAGCUCCUGCUGAACCGAGCUGGAGGUCCGAACGGUCUGCCGCGAGCCGGAGCGUCUCUGGACAGCCCGAGGAUGUUCGYAGUGACGCCCGCAGCCGCGGAGCAUCGACCCGGCUCCUCCCAGACCGCUGGGCCCGGACAGGCCCGCGGAGCSUACAUGUAAACCGGCUGACCGAGCCACAGAGUCCGGCUCCGGAGCUCCAGACCUGGGUCCAGAGCCGCAGCCAUGCAGGCCGCGCAGCCGCAGUACGACUUCUUCAGCGAGGAGAACCACGGCAAGUGGAGAGGCCUGCUGGUUCCGUCCCUGGAGAAG
Messenger RNA from Austrofundulus limnaeus, 601 nucleotides. RefSeq names its product son of sevenless homolog 1. Gene Ontology annotation, cellular component: nucleosome. Gene Ontology annotation, molecular function: structural constituent of chromatin; protein heterodimerization activity; DNA binding. Lineage: Eukaryota; Metazoa; Chordata; Actinopteri; Cyprinodontiformes; Rivulidae. The record is from RefSeq and is a predicted model, not a curated record.